Molecule: messenger RNA, 11726 nt
Organism: Oncorhynchus masou masou (cherry salmon)
Lineage: Eukaryota; Metazoa; Chordata; Actinopteri; Salmoniformes; Salmonidae
Product: mucin-2-like
Cellular component (GO): extracellular matrix
Molecular function (GO): protein binding
Source: RefSeq, a predicted model, not a curated record
UUCACCUGGACACUAACUAUGGGGUGGACAACUCUGUGGUUGUGUGUUCUGGCUCUGCCACUAACGAGCACCAUCCAGGUGAAAGCCAAGAAAGCGCGCCUGUCCAACCAUGUGAACAGCAUCUGCAGCACCUGGGGCAGAGAGCACUUCAAGACCUUCGAUGGAGACGUGUACCAGUUCCCAGGGACGUGUGAGUACAACCUGGCCUCCGACUGCCACUCUGAGUCCUACCAGGAGUUCUCUGUGCACCUGAAGAGGAACGAGGCUACUGAGGCUGAGGGGAACCCUACGGUCAAACACGUAGUGGUCACUAUCAACGACCUGGUCUUCCACCUGACCAAGACUCAGGUCGCGGUCAAUGGAGAAAUUGUAACUCUGCCGUACUACAAUGGAGGAGUCCAACUGGAGAGGAAUGCAGUUUACACCAAACUCUACUCCAAGGUUGGCCUGGUUGUCAUGUGGAACGGAGAGGAUGCCGUCAUGGUGGAGCUGGACACGGAGUAUACCAACCGUACCUGUGGUCUCUGUGGAGACUUCAAUGGCCUUCCAGUCCACAAUGAGUUUGUUCAUAACGGUCGUAAAGUGAGCCCCAUUGAGUUUGGAAACAGACAGAAGGUCCACAGGCCCAACGAGGACUGUGAAGACCCCUAUGAAGAGGAAGAGGAAGAUGAACCUGCAGACGUUCAGCCUAAAGAGGACACAUGCAAGGAGUUUCAUGCCCAGUGUGACCAACUCCUGCGCUCGCCGUUGUGGAGCUCCUGUGGUGCGGUCGUGAACCCUGACCCCUACAUCCAGGCCUGUGUUCAGGACCUGUGUGGCUGCAGCAACACUUCUGAUAGCUUCUGUGUCUGCAGCACCCUGGCAGAGUACUCCAGACAGUGCUCCCACGCCGGGGGACAGCCACCCCACUGGAGAACAACAGCCUUUUGUGACAAGCAGUGUCCGUUCAACAUGGUCUAUCUGGAGAGUGGCUCUCCCUGCAUGGAUACCUGUACCCACUCAGACACCAGCUCACUGUGUGAAGAACACCUGAUGGACGGCUGCUUCUGCCCCCACGGGACUGUGUUUGAUGACAUCUCAAAGAGGGGGUGUGUCACUCAGGACCAGUGUCAGUGCAAACACGACAAGGUUUACAACUCUGGAGAAGUAUUCAGACAGGAUCGUGAGGAAUGUGUCUGUCAUCAUGGUCAGUGGUCCUGUAAAAGUCUGCCCAGCCCUGCUACAUGUGCCGUAGAGGAGGGUUCACACGUGACGACCUUCGAUGGGAAAGCAUUCACCUUCCAUGGGGACUGUUACUACCCCUUAGCCAAGGUGGAAAGCAAGGAUGAAACCAGUCCAAAGUUCACUGUACUGGUCCAGCUGGUUCCCUGUAUAAGACAGAAGUUUGACACUUGCCUCAAGAGUGUUGUGGUCUUGCUAAACAAUGAUAGAAACAACGCUUUGGUGAUUACCGCCGAUGGGAAGGUCAGCCACAAUGCACAGAUCACUCUGCCUUACAACACAGCUGACAUCAGUGUGUUCAAGCCCUCGUCCUUCCACAUGAUGCUCCAGACCAGCUUUGGGCUGCAGGUUCAGAUCCAGCUGGUCCCUAUCAUGCAGGUCUAUGUCACCCUGGACGAGAGCUACAAGACCAAGACACAAGGUCUGUGUGGGAACUUCAACAAGGUUCUGUCUGAUGACAUGAAGACCCCCCAGGGUAUGGUGGAGGGAACAGCCUCUUCAUUUGGGAACUCCUGGAAGGCUAAUCCUACCUGCAGAGACAGAGAGGAGAGGCUGGACGACCCCUGCUCCCUCAGCGUGGAGAAUGAGAACUAUGCUAAACAUUGGUGCUCCAUGCUCAGAAGUUCUGACAGCACUUUUGCCAAGUGCCAUGCCAUGGUGGACCCCGAGCUUUACUACAAGCGAUGCACGUACGCUAGCUGCAACUGUGAGAAGAGUGAAGACUGCCUGUGUGCCGUCUUCUCCUCUUAUGUGCGAGACUGUGCUACCAAGGGAGUGGUCCUGUCGGGCUGGAGAGAGAACGUGUGUGACAAAUACAUUGGUCACUGCCCAGCGUCUCAGACCUACUCUGACCAGCUCCAGAGAUGUCAGCUGACCUGUAGCUCCCUGGCCAGCAAAAACCAGGGUUGUACCAACGACUUCCUCCCCGUGGAUGGUUGCUCUUGCCCGGAUGGACUCUACAUGGAUGACAGGGGCACCUGUGUACCCAUGGACAAAUGCCCCUGCUUCCACAACGGGGUCCACAUCAAGCCUGGGAAGUCCAUCAACAUUCAGGAGGAGCACUGUGUCUGCAACAAUGGGAAGCUUCACUGUCGUUCCUGGAAGAUGCGUUCAGAGAGUACCUGCCAGUCGCCGAAGGUGUUCUUGAACUGCUCCAAUGACCUGGGAGUACAGUGUACACGGAGCUGUAGGAACCCGGAUUUCAUGGACUGUUUCUCCGCAGAGUGUGAGUCUGGGUGCAAGUGUCCCAUGAGUCUGUGGGAGGAUGGGAAAGGCAUGUGUGUGAAAAAACAUGAAUGCCCGUGCAGCCAUGACGGAUUCCUCUAUGCCCCAGGAAAACAGAUCCCAAACGGAUGUAACACUUGCACCUGUAAGAGUGGGAAAUGGGAGUGCACAGAUAAGAAGUGUCCAGGAACCUGUACCAUCUAUGGCAGUGGCCAUUACAAAACCUUUGAUGAGCGCACGUAUGGCUUCCAAGGAAAAUGUGGCUAUGUGGCUGUCCAGAACAAAUGUGGGAACCGGCCUGUCCAGGACAAAUUCAUGGUGAUCACAGAGAACAUACCGUGUGGAACCACAGGCACCACUUGCUCCAAGUCUGUCAGGGUUCAACUGGGGAGAACAGAGCUGAAACUAUCAAAGAGGACCCAUGAAGUGGUGGACCUAGGCGUGGGCUCUCAGAUCCAGUACCGAGUGAGGACCGUCGGUCUGUACCUGAUUGUUGAGUCAGACAUCGGGAUCGCAGUGCUGUGGGACCGCAAAACUACCGUCCGCAUCGUCCUGGAGCCACAACAUAGUGGAGCAGUGUGCGGCCUGUGUGGGAACUAUAAUGGAGAAGGCAGAGAUGACUUCACCACACAAGGUCAGAUGAUAGUCAGCAGCCCUGUGGAGUUUGCUAACAGCUGGAAAGUGUCAAGCACUUGCCCCGACGCAGAAAGCAACGUGGACCCAUGUGGAGCCAGACCCAACCGUCACAACUGGGCUAAGAUGCAGUGCAGCAUCAUCACAGGAAAGACUUUCCAACUGUGUCACAAGAAGGUAGACCCUAGUCUGUACUUUGAGAACUGUGUGAAGGACUCCUGUGCCUGUGAUAGUGGUGGAGACUGUGAGUGUUUCUGUACAGCUGUAGCAGCCUACGCCCAGGCCUGCACCGAAGCUGGAGUCUGUGUUGCAUGGAGAACACCAGAAAUCUGUCCUGUGUUCUGUGACUACUACAACGAUCCAGGUGAAUGUGAAUGGCAUUACAGCCCUUGCCACACACCUUGCUUCAAGACCUGUCUGAAUCCAAAUGGGACCUGUGACAACCCUCUUCCCAAUCUGGAAGGUUGUUACCCACAAUGCCCUCCAGAUAGGCCAAUAUUUAAUGAAGAGACCGGGGAGUGUGUUGAGGAAUGCACACCAACAACAACCCCCCAGGCAACCACACCAACACCAACAACAACACCGUGGACACCAACAACUACCACAUUGACAACAAAACCUCCAACAACAACACCAAUGCCACCAACAACAACACAAACACCACCAACAACCACACCACCAUCAACAACAACCACACCAAAGCCAACAACAACCACACCAAAGCCAACAACAACACCAAUGCCACCAACAACAACAACCACACCAAUGCCACCAACAGCAACCACACAAAUACCAACAACAACCACACAUACACCAACACCAACACCAACAACACCAUUACCACCAACAACAACCACAACAAUACCAACAACAACAACAAUACCACCAACAACAACAACAAUACCACCACCAACAACAACAACACCACCAAUACCAACAACAACAACAACACCAACACCAACAACAACAACAACAACAACAACAACCACAACAAUACCACCAACAACAACAACACCAAUACCAACAACAACAACAACCACACCAAAGCCAACAACGACAACACCAAUGCCACCAACAACAACAACCACACCAAAGCCAACAACAACCACACCAAAGCCAACAACGACAACACCAAUGCCACCAACAACAACAACCACACCAAUACCAACAACAACAACAACAACAACAUCAAUAUCACCAACAACAACCACACAAACACCAACAACCACACCAAUUCCACCAACAACAACAACAACCACACCAAUACCACCAACAACAACCCCCCAGACACCAGAGCCAACAACUACUCCUUGUAUUCCUACCUGUGAGUGGUCAGAAUGGUAUGAUGAAGAUGAUGAAAAAGACAAGAGUGACUGGGAAACGUAUUGGAAUAUCACGCAGAGUGGAAAAGAAGUGUGUGAAGAUCCACAGGAUAUUGAAUGUGUAGCUACAGACUAUCCAAAUACAAGCUUAGAGGACUAUGUAGCUUCGACAGGCCAAGUUGUGGAGUGCGAUCUUGACUUCGGGUUAAUAUGUGAAGAAAAUAAACAAACUCAGAGACCAUUUAAGUGCUAUAACUAUAAGAUUAGAGUCCUCUGUUGCGUUGAAUGUUUAUCAACAACAUCACCAAAACCAACAACAACACUAACAACAACAACAACAGCACCUUCACCACCAACAACGACCACACCAAAACCACCACCAACAACGACCACACCUUCACCACCAACAACAACCACACCAAUACCAACAACAACAACAACAGCAAUACCGACAACGACAACAAAAACACCAACAACAACAACACCAGCAACAACAACAAAACUAAUACCAACAACAACAACAACACCAACACCACCAACAACAACACCAAUACCAACAACAACAACUCCAAUUCCACCAACAACAACCACACCAAUACCACCAACACCAUCAACUACACCAAUACCAACAACAACAACCACACCAAUACCACCAACAACAACAACACCAAUACCACCAACACCAACAACAACCACACCAGUACCAACAACAACCACUCCAAUUCCACCAACAACAACAACACCAAUACCUCCAACACCAUCAACAACACCAAUACCAACAACAACAACAACACCAACAACAACAACACCAAUACCACCAACACCAAUAACAACACCAAUAACAACACCAAUACCACCAACAACAACACCAAUACCAACAUCAACAACACCACCACCAACAACAACAACAACACCAUCAACAACAACAACACCAACAACAACAACACCAACAACCACACCAAUACCACCAACAACAACGACACCAAUACCACCAACAACAACAACACCAAUACCACCAACACCAACAACAACACCAGCAACAACAACACCAAUACCACCAACAACAACACCAAUAGCAACAUCAACAACACCACCACCACCAACAACAACAACACCACCAACUCCAUCAACAACAACAACAACACCACCAACACCAUCAACAACAAAAACAACAACCACACCAAUACCACCAACACCGUCAACAACACCAAUACCACCAACAACAACAACAACAACAAAACCACCAACAACAACCACACCAAUACCACCACCAACAACCACACCAAUACCACCAAUACCAUCAACAACACCAAUACCAACAACAACAACAACACCAAUACCAACAACAACAACAACACCAAAAACAACAACAACACCAACACCAACCACACCAAUACCACCAACAACAACAACACCAAUACCACCAACACCAUCAACAACACCAAUAACAACAACAACAACACCAAAACCACCAACAACAACACCACCAAGAACAACCACACCAAUACCACCAACAACAACCACACCAAUACCACCAACAACAACAACACCAAUACCACCAACAACAACCACACCAAUAUCACCAACACCAUCAACUACACCAAUACCACCAACAACAACCACACCAAUACCACCAACACCAUCAACAACACCAAUACCACCAACAACAACAACACCAAUACCACCAACAACAACCACACUAAUACCACCACCAACAACAACACCAAUACCACCAACAACAACCACACCAAUACCACCAACACCAUCAACCACACCAAUACCACCAACAACAACCACACCAAUACCACCAACACCAUCAACAACACCAAUACCACCAACAACAACCACACCAAUACCAACAACAACAACCACACCAAUACCAACAACAACAACAACAUCAAUACCACCAACAACAACCCCCCAGACACCAGAGCCAACAACUACUCCUUGUAUUCCUACCUGUGAGUGGUCAGAAUGGUAUGAUGAAGAUGAUGAUAAAGACAAGAGUGACUGGGAAACGUAUUGGAAUAUCACGCAGAGUGGAAAAGAAGUGUGUGAAGAUCCACAGGAUAUUGAAUGUGUAGCUACAGACUAUCCAAAUACAAGCUUAGAGGACUAUGUAGCUUCGACAGGCCAAGUUGUGGAGUGCGAUGUUGACUUCGGGUUAAUAUGUGAAGAAAAUAAACAAACUCAGAGACCAUUUAAGUGCUAUAACUAUAAGAUUAGAGUCCUCUGUUGCGUUGAAUGUUUAUCAACAACAUCACCAAAACCAACAACAACACUAACAACAACAACAACAGCACCUUCACCACCAACAACUACCACACCAAAACCACCAGCAACAACCACACCAAUACAACCAACAACAACGACAGCAAUACCAACAACAACAACAACACCAAUACCAACAACGACAACAACAACACCUACAACAACAACACCACCAACAACCACACCAAUUCCACCAACAACAACAACAACACCAAUACCACCGACACCAUCAACAACACCAAUACCAACAACAACAACAACACCAAUACCACCAACAACAACCACACCAAUACCACCACCAACAACAACAGCACCACCACCAACAACAACAACAACAACCACACCAAUACCACCAACGACAACAACACCAAUACCACCAACACCAUCAACAACACCAAUACCAACAACAACACCAAUACCACCAACAACAACACCAACAACAACCACACCAAUACCACCAACAACAACCACACCAAUACCACCCGAAACAACCACACCAAUACCAACAACAACAGCAAUACUACCAACAACAACACCAACACCACCACCAACAACAACAACAACACCAAUACCAUCAACAACAACACCAACAACAACAACAGCAACAACAACCACACCAAUACCACCACCAACAACACCACCAACACCAUCAACAACACCAACACCACCACCAACAACAACAACAACCACACCAAUGCCAACACCAACAACACCACCACCAACAACAACACCAAUACCAACACCACCACCAACAACAACCACACCAAUACCACAACCACCAACAACAACAACCACACCAACAACACCACCAGUACCACCAACAACAACAACCACACCAACAACAACAACAACAACACCAGUACCACCAACAACAACACCAAUACUACAUCCACCAACAACAACACCAGUACCACCAACACCAACAACCACACCAACAACAACACCAAUACCACCAACACCAUCAACAACACCAAUACCAACAACAACAACACCAAUACCACCAACAACAACACCAACAACAACCACACCAAUACCACCAACAACAACCACACCAAUACCACCCGAAACAACCACACCAAUACCAACAACAACAACAACAGAAAUACGACCAACAACAACACCAACACCACCACCAACAACAACAACACCAAUACCAUCAACAACAACACCAACAACAACAACACCAACAACAACAACCACACCAAUACCACCAACAGCAACCACACCAAUACCACCAACAACAACCACACCAAUACCAACACCAUCAACAACACCAACAACAACCACACCAAUGCCAACACCAACAACACCAACACCACCAACAACAACCACACCAAUACCACAACCACCGACAACAACAACACCAGUACCACCAACAACAACAACCACACCAACAACAACACCAGUACCACCAACAACAACAACCACACCACCACCAACAACAACAACACCAGUACCACCAACAACAACAACACCAAUACCACAUACACCAACAAAAACAACAACACCAUUACCACCAACAACUACCACAGCAACAACAACACCACCAACAACAACAACACCAACAACAACAACCACACCAAUACCACCAACAGCAACCACACCAAUACCAACACCAACACCAUCAACAACACCAACAACAACCACACCAAUGCCAACACCAACAACACCAACACCACCAACAACAACCACACCAAUACCACAACCACCGACAACAACAACACCAGUACCACCAACAACAACAACCACACCAACAACAACACCAGUACCACCAACAACAACAACCACACCACCAACAACAACAACAACACCAGUACCACCAACAACAACAACACCAAUACCACAUACACCAACAACAACAACACCAUUACCACCAACAACUACCACAGCAACAACAACACCACCAACAACAACAACACCAAUACCAACACCACCACCAACAACAACCACACCAAUACCACAACCACCAACAACAACAACACCCGUACCACCAACAACAACAACCACACCAACAACAACACCACCAACUACAACAUCAACCACACCACCACCACCACCAACAACAACACCACCAACAACCACACCACCACCAACAACAACACUACCACCAACAACUACCACACCAUUACCACCAACAACAACCACACCUAAACCACCAACUACAACGGAAGCCAUAACUCUAACCACAACCCCAACAACAACAGAAGAAUCAACCACAACCCCCAGGACAACUGAAAAACCAACCACAACCCCAACGACAACAGAAGAACCAACCACAACCCCAACGACAACAGAAGAAUCAACCACAACCCCAGGACAACUGAAAAACCAACCACAACCCCAGACAACUGAAAAACCAACCACAACCACCCCUGUCAUAGACACCACAACCACUAAAGCUCCUACAACAACACCCAAACCACCAACUACAACAGAAGCCACAACUCCAAUGACAACCACAUCAACAACAACCCAUGAAUCGGUUGUCACUGGUCCUCCAAUAACACCAGAACAUCAAGUCAGUUCAAUACCAACCACAACUGGGUCACCAACCCCUCCACCAAUCACUUGUCCUGAGUGGGACAAAGUGCAAAAUGAAACUUUCUGGCUCUGCAACUGCACAUUGGCCAGAUGCAUUGAAAACAACACCAUUGAGAUAAUUCCGUAUGAAUGCCCAGUGCCUGAGCCAAUCACAUGUACCAAUGGCAAGAAACCAGUGCUACAAUGGGAUGAGUUCUACUGCUGCCAACGAUUCGUGUGUGACUGCGUCUGUGAGGGUUGGGGAGACCCCCAUUACAUCACCUUCGACGGGCUCUUCUACAGUUUCCAAGGGAACUGUACCUAUGUGCUGAUGGAGGAGAUGUUGCCGCGUCACCACUUCAAGAUCUACAUCGACAACGUCAACUGUGAUCCCACCGAGGACGUGUCUUGUCCUCGAUCCAUCAUUGUGUCCUACCGCUCAACAGUUAUAACACUGAAGAAUCACAACCUCAUUGGAGCUGCUCAGUUGGAGGCUCUUAUUGAUGGAGUUUCCCUGAGACUACCCUUCACGCGGAACGGUGUGAAGGUGAUGAACUCUGGUAUCAACAUGGUCUUGGAGAUAGCACACCUCCAGGUGGUAGUUACCUUUGGAGUCACUGGCUUCAGCGUCAACCUUCCUUGGCAACACUUUGGCAACAAUACACAGGGUCAUUGUGGAACAUGUAGCAACAACCAGGCUGAUGACUGCAUGUUGCCUGGAGGUCAGCUGGUGGAGAACUGUGCUGUGAUGGCAGACUACUGGCCAGCCAAGGACCUCUACCAGCCUGACUGCCAUGUGCCACCUGGAAUCCCCACCAACUCUCCUCUCCCUGAACCCACACAGAAGCCAUGCAAGCCAGACUCCUCUGUCUGUGAUCUCCUGAAGGACAGCAUUUUUGCAGCCUGUCAUCCAUUUGUCUCACCUGACAACUUCUACAAGGGCUGUGUCUAUGACAGCUGCCACGUGUCCAACCCAGCGGUGGAGUGCACCAGUCUGCAGACAUACGCUGCUGCCUGUGCCCAGUUUGGAGUAUGCAUCUACUGGAGAAACCACACCGAGUUCUGUGCCAGCGACUGUCCAGCUGACAAAGUCUACAAGCCCUGCGGUCCUGCAGAACAGCCAACCUGUGAUGACAAUCCAGACGAGUCUAGGAUGAACUUCACCACCGAAGGCUGCUUCUGUCCUGAUGGGAUGAAACUCUUCAACAAGGACUCAGGGAUCUGUGUUGAUAAGUGUGGAUGCAUUGACCCCCCGAAGGAGUUCCGCAGAGGUAAGUUAGGCCUUUUGUUCAACGAGAGGUUUGAGUACAAGUGCCAGGAUUGCGUUUGUUUGGAGUCCACCAAGACUGUGACCUGUAAACCCAAGGUCUGCUCCAAACCACCAGUAGAGAUAUGCACUGGACCAGGCUUUGUAUAUGUCAACCAAACCGAUCCAUCCGAUCCAUGCUGCUCCAACCUCGCCUGCCGUUGUGACAGCAGCACUUGCCCAACUACCGACAUGAACUGUCCUAUUGGGUUCAUGCCAGUGGUUUCAGUCCGAGGGAAAUGCUGUCCAGAGCACACAUGUGAGCCUAAAAGAGUUUGUCUUCACAAAGGCGUUGAAUACCUGCCCAAUUCUAAAGUACCGGGAUCAGAGUGCCAGGAGUGCACCUGCACCAACAAAGUGGACCCCAAGUCUGGCCAUUACCAAAUUGACUGUGGAUUCAUGCAAUGUGACGAAGAUUGUGAAAAGGGAUAUGAGUACCAGGAGCCUGGCUACUCCUCAGAUGACUGCUGUGGGAAAUGUGUUCAGACCCACUGUGUCCUCCAGAUCAAUGGGACCAAGCAGUUGUUGAAGCAUGGAGAUACAUGGUCUGCUCCUGGUGACAAGUGCCAGCAGUACAGCUGUGUGAAAAACGGUGAUAGUUAUCUGACCCAGAGCUCCAACAUCCAUUGCCCACCCUUCCAGCAGGCCAACUGCCAGCCUGGUUCAAUUCAGACCGCUGCAAACGGCUGCUGUAGAAUUUGUGUGGAGAAGGACAAGGCCUGUAAGAUAGGAUCCAUGAAGAGUUUCAUCAACCACAAGAGCUGCCAGUCUGUUGAGGAGGUGGAGAUGCCGUACUGUGAGGGAUCCUGCAACACCUUCACCAAGUACUCUGCCAUGGCUGCGUCUCUGGACCACUCGUGUGCCUGUUGCCAGGAGUCCCCCAGUAACCGCACGGUGGACCUACGGUGUCUGAAUGGAGAUGUGGUGCCCUACACCUACCUACACGUGGAGGAGGUAGCUGCAGACACAGCGACUGCAACAGAGCCAUUAGGGUGCCCGCCCGCAGGACACGCAGCAACAUGCCGGUGUAAAUGGGAUCUGUACUAAUACAGAUGGGAAUGGUCCAGCACCAAUCCACUCGCUGCUUACUGAGGAACACCCUGCUACCCUGCUUCACAUGGCUGUUAUUUAUCUAAUCGCUUUGAUUUAUCUAUAAAAUGUAGAUUAAAUCAUAUUUAAAAUGUAGAAACUUAUGCUUACUUAUCUUAUUAAAAUGCAACCUUCAAAUA